Messenger RNA from Struthio camelus australis, 942 nucleotides. NCBI's taxonomy places the organism in Eukaryota, Metazoa, Chordata, Aves, Struthioniformes, Struthionidae. The record is from RefSeq and is a predicted model, not a curated record.
UGCGUGUGCUCUGUUUGCAGGCAGGUGUGUAAGCGAGUUGGAGGAUGGAUAUCCGGCCAAACCAUACGAUUUACAUCAACAAUAUAAAUGACAAGAUUAAAAAAGAAGAGCUGAAGAGGUCCUUGUAUGCAUUAUUCUCACAGUUUGGUCAUGUAGUAGACAUUGUGGCUUUAAAGACCAUGAAGAUGAGAGGACAGGCUUUUGUUAUAUUCAAGGAGCUUGGAUCAUCCACCAAUGCUCUAAGACAGCUGCAAGGCUUCCCAUUUUAUGGGAAACCGAUGCGUAUUCAGUAUGCAAAAACGGACUCUGAUAUAAUCUCUAAAAUGCGUGGUACAUUUGCUGAUAAGGAAAAAAGGAAAGAAAAGAAGAAGGCCAAAUCUCUGGAGCAGGCAGCAAAUGCAGCAAAUAAAAAGAUUCUACAGGGAGCAACACAAAACUCGGCCAAUGCCCAAGGGACUUCGUCACAGAAUCAGCAGGUGCCUGAUAACCCACCAAACUAUAUCCUCUUCCUUAAUAACUUGCCUGAGGAAACAAAUGAGAUGAUGCUGUCCAUGUUAUUCAAUCAGUUUCCUGGAUUCAAAGAAGUACGUUUAGUGCCUGGGCGUCAUGACAUUGCAUUUGUGGAGUUUGAAAAUGAGGGACAGGCAGGAGCUGCUCGAGAUGCUCUACAAGGAUUCAAGAUUACUCCAUCUCAUGCCAUGAAAAUCACUUAUGCUAAGAAAUAAUUGGACACUCUUCUAAAGGACUUGUGUGGAUGGCUAUUUAACAUGAUGUGACUUCUGAUCAGCUAAAACAUUUGUUGUUUUCUGCAGAAAAGUCAAGACUGUUGUGUAAAAUUGCCGGGACAAUUGUAGGAUUUCCAUGGAUCUAGGAGAUAGUACAUAUUUGUGCUCAAAUACAAAUUUUUAUAAAAUAAAUUUAGCUUAUGCUAUAUCCAAGCUA